AUGAAAGGACUGGCUCUCCUCGGACUGGCCUCGGUGCCAUCUGCACUGGCAUUGGGCAUCCCCGCCCAACAAGUGCUGCUUCCUGGCAGCAUCGCCCACGGACUCGAAGCCCUCGUGCCCUCUGCUCGCGAGACUUGUCCACAGGCACCCAAAGUAGCCUCUCCCAAUGACGGACUCCAUUCAUCCUUGACCUUCUUGAAAGAUGAGGCCUUUCGUGCCCGCCAGGCCAAGCGGUUAUCACGGGCGGUGCAGGUGCCCACCACCGUUGGCGACUUCGCAACGGACCCAUACGACGAGUCCUUUGAGCCCAUCGUAGAAUUCCAAGCACUAUUGGAAGAACUCUUCCCUCUGGUUCACGCCAAGGCAAAGGUCGAGCAUAUCAACCGACUCGGCCUGGUCUUCACGCUUCAGGGUGCCGAUACCACCCGCAAGCCCAUUCUGUUCAUGGCACACCAAGACGUCGUCCCCAUUGACGAUCCCUCCGACUGGACGCACCCGCCCUUCGCGGGCGUUUUCGACGGCGAGUGGAUCUGGGGCCGUGGCUCGAGCGAUUGCAAGAAUGUCCUGAUCGGACUGCUGUCCAUCGUCGAGGAUCUCCUCUCGCAAAAAUGGAAGCCCCAGCGCACUGUCUUGUUAGCCUUUGGCUUUGACGAGGAGUCGCACGGUUUCUUGGGUGCUGGUUCAAUUGCUGCAGCUCUCGAGGAGCGAUACGGCAAGGAUAGUUUCGAGUUCAUCCUAGAUGAGGGUGGUAUGGGUCUGCAGAACCUCGGUGAUGACAAUGAGAUUCUGUAUGCCCUGCCCGGUGUCGGUGAGAAGGGCAGUCUCGAUCUCGUCCUGGAACUCGCCGUCCCCGGAGGCCACAGCUCUGUUCCACCCGCACACACGGGCAUUGGCAUGAUGGCCGAGAUCAUCUACGAGCUGGAGCGACAGGAGCUCUUCUCACCUCGUCUGGACCCAUCGCACCCUUCGUACGGUAUGCUCGAGUGCCAGGCCCGAUACUCGCCCAACUUCGUCGAGUCCUGGCUCUCCGACAAACUGGCCGAGGGCGACGCCGAAUCCCUCGGUGAAGCAGUAGCCUCAUCUCGCGGUCCCGCCGUCCGCUACACCCUGCAAACCUCCCAAGCCGCCGACCUCAUCAACGGCGGCGUCAAGACAAACGCUCUGCCAGAGAAAAUCUCCGCUGUCGUAAACUACCGCGUGGCACUGCACAUGACACCCGACCAACUCCGCGAGCGCGCCGUCCGUAUCAUCCGCCCCAUCGCCGCCGCUCACAACAUCACCCUACACAUCGACUUCCCCGGCGUCGCCAACACAGCCGACGAAUUCGGCGGAUCCGGCGACCGCACCCUCACUCUAUCCCCGCUCAUGGAGGCCCUGAGCCCCGCGCCCAUCUCCCCAACCGACCCGCUGACAUCCAAGACCUGGGCGCGAUUCUCCGGCGUGGCGCGCAGCGUCUUCGAGUCGCACUCUAACCCGUUGAGUUCCAAGACUGGCUCUGAGUCUGAAUCUACACCGACAGUCGUCGUCACGGGUGAUAUUAUGACUGGUAACACCGAUACGCGCUUCUACUGGUCUCUCUCGGAGAAUAUCUACCGGUGGAGCCCGUCGCGCCAGGGUGGGACCCUGAACAUCCACACUGUGGAUGAGCGGAUCCGUUUGGAUGUGCAUCUGGAGGGUAUGAUGCUGUACUAUGAUCUCAUCCGCUCCUUUGAUAAUUGGGACGAGGAGUCUGCGUAA
Messenger RNA from Penicillium daleae, 1737 nucleotides. RefSeq names its product Gly-Xaa carboxypeptidase (gene cps1). Gene Ontology annotation, molecular function: metallocarboxypeptidase activity. Lineage: Eukaryota; Fungi; Ascomycota; Eurotiomycetes; Eurotiales; Aspergillaceae. The record is from RefSeq and is a predicted model, not a curated record. Gene Ontology annotation, cellular component: fungal-type vacuole lumen. The transcript has 3 exons. The coding region runs from base 1 to 1737 and encodes 578 amino acids.